AUGAGCGCGCCGCCGCCAGGCCUGCCCAACGGCCAAAAUCCGAAUGGCCAGCCAGGCCAGCCUGGGCAGCCCCGACCUCCUCCAAUCAAGCGACGACCCAAAGGCGAUCCCCUCGUUGCUCGCAAGCGACCUGGAGCUCCACGACCGCCUGCUUCGCGUCCUCGUCCAGGCUCGUUGCAAACUGCCCCAGGCGCAAGACCACCUACCGGUGCACCGGGUCACCGUGGCCUCCAACGACCUGAAACCGAAGAAGAUAUCAGAGCCAAAAGAGCGGCAAACGGGGGCUGGCUCGACCCCGCGCCCCAGAAUGUCAGGGAAUUCAAGAUCGUCACGACAAAGAAGGCAUUGAGGGACGGCGUCAGGCAUCACGUCAUGAAACUCUAUUCCGCCAAAGCCGAGCUCGAAAAGAACGGCAUUGAUCCCACAAAUCAGGACGAAUUCACCCGACCUGUCACUCUCCAACGUCGCGAUCCGCGACAACCGCCCCCCGGACGUGAAGUCAAGCACGAAGAGCCAGAGCCACAACCCGUUGACGAGAAGGAGGCUGAGCGUUUGGCACAACUCAAGGCUGAACGUGAGGCUGUUCGAGCUGUGGAACUCGCCAAAAGUGCCCCCAGUCUGAAGGACCCUAGUGCUGAUAAAAAGCCGAAGCCCAAGGAGAAGGAGAAGGAUGUCCAAUUCCAUCGUCAGCCUCGGUCGGAGAAAGAGAAGAAGCAACAGGGACUGCGGUACGAAGAGGCGCUCCCUUGGCAUUUGGAGGAUGCAGAUGGCAAAAAUGUCUGGGUUGGAUCCUAUGUCGCACCUCUGUCGGAGACCACCGUCUGCUUUGUUGCUACCAGAGAUGGCAAAUUCGCGGCGAUACCUCUGGAAAAAUGGUACAAAUUCACUGCGAAGCCUCAUUUCAAUACCAUGAGGCUCGAAGAAGCCGAAGCCCUAAUGAGUAAAAAGACAGACAUCGGCCGAUGGUAUAUGCGCGACAAGCAAAAGAAGAGCGAGCAAGAGGAAUGGGAGGCGACUAGGCAUGCCCUUUACGGCCCUGCGAGAAUCAAGACGGAGAGCAGCACCUUCAGAGCUGCUUCUCGGGAGGAAAAGCAGGACCAUGACGAGAUUGACAUGGAAGGCGACGAGUUCCAGGACGACGACGAGAAUCCCGGCUUAGACGUGGACAAUGACGAGGACACCAAGGAGGCCACCGACCGCAUCCGCCGCGAUCAGAUGGGCGCCAAUCUGUUUGGCGAGGCUGACGAGCGUAGAGUGGAGAAGGAGCUGAACGAGAUGAGGAAAGCCGAGGAGGAGCGCCGCAAAGAGGGAAAGCGUACCACUAAAGCGCUCAUCAAGAGAGAAAAGGAGACUAUCUACCAAUCUGAUUCGAGUGGCUACGAUCCUUUCGAGUCCUCGUCGAGCGAGGAUGAUUCCGAUGAGGAGAAGAAGAAGGAAGAGGACAAGGACAAGGACAAGGAUGAUGAAAACAAGGAAAAGGACGGGGAUUCUAAAGAUAAGGCUGCCUCGGGUGUGUCCCCCAAGGGCAACACUACCCCGUCUGGCCGACAGAAGCACACGGAUGCUCUUAAGAAGGGCAAGUCUUUGAAGCGUCCUGGCUCUCCCAACUUGUCGGAAUCUAGUGGCAACGAGUCCUCUCGGAAGAAGCUGAAGAAGCAUGCUGCGGCUUCCGUCCAUCAGAGCCGUUCGUCUACGCCCUCGGGUGGCUUGAAGAGCAACCUUGGCAAGGGUGCCAUGAGCGACGGAGAAGCCACUGGAGGAGAGAUGUCAGAUGGGCAACUGAGGAAGAAGAAGAUCAAACUUGUUGGCAGUGGAGCGAGAGGCACGCCAGUCGGCUCGAGGGCCGGUAGUCCUGUCCCCGCAGCAGCCGGCUCCAAGCCCGGUUCACCGGUUCCAGAGGGGUCCCCGGCUCCGCGCGGUCCCAUCCAAGCUCAUGAGAUUGUUGACGCCCUUCCGGAGCUUCCUGGUGGUAUCAGCAUUGGUAACCUCAUGAGGAGAUUCCAGGGACGCAUCGGUGACGGGCCUGGUCAGAUGGACCGAAAAGAAUGGAUCAAGCUGGUCAAGGAGAAUUGUGCCUAUGGAUCCGACAAGAUUCUUCGCCGCAGACCUUAG
This is a messenger RNA of Colletotrichum orchidophilum, 2112 nucleotides long. RefSeq names its product transcription initiation factor IIF subunit alpha. Gene Ontology annotation, biological process: transcription initiation at RNA polymerase II promoter; positive regulation of transcription elongation by RNA polymerase II. The transcript has 3 exons. Gene Ontology annotation, cellular component: transcription factor TFIIF complex; nucleus. The record is from RefSeq and is a predicted model, not a curated record. Bases 1 to 2112 code for a protein of 703 amino acids. Gene Ontology annotation, molecular function: TFIIF-class transcription factor complex binding; DNA binding; RNA polymerase II general transcription initiation factor activity. NCBI's taxonomy places the organism in Eukaryota, Fungi, Ascomycota, Sordariomycetes, Glomerellales, Glomerellaceae.